GGUGAUCUAUUAGAACGCGAUUGAGUUGGAAGUAAGAGAGUUUGGUAUUAAGUUUGCCAAUCUUAUAAUUUAUAUCGUUUCUUUGGAAACAAUAAUUGCAAUAUUUUUAAUAGCGAAUAAUGAAAUUGAUAACUCAUAAUAUGCUGACAUCAAAAUCUCUGAAAGGAGUAAAUGUUGGAUUUCCUCUUAAAAUUUGUGCUACAGAAGUGAAGGAGGUUGCAGUAGAUUUUAACCCCGAGUUUGUAACUCGAAUGAUACCUAAACUUGACUGGGAUGCUCUCUGUCAGGCUGCGGAAAGUCUGGGGUGCUUGAAUGAUCUUCCAAGAUCAGUGAAUCCUAAUCAUGAAAAUGAUGAAGAAUUUUUAAAGAAAGCCCAUCAUGUUUUACUCGAGGUAGAAGUCAUUGAAGGUGAACUAGUGUGUCCAGAAACUGGCAGAAAAUUUCCUGUUAAUGAAGGAAUACCCAACAUGCUUUUGAACGAAGAUGAAGUAUAAAAAUUCACAUUAUAAUUAUUGCCUCGUUGAUAUAUGUUUAAUAACUCUUUCUCAUCUUUAAGCUGUACAUAACUUGCUAUUUUGUGUUUAUAUUUCUCAUUAAAAGUUGCUGUCCUUAAA
Limulus polyphemus (Atlantic horseshoe crab) is the source of this 614-nucleotide messenger RNA. It is a transcript of the gene Trmt112, whose product is annotated as multifunctional methyltransferase subunit TRM112-like protein. The record is from RefSeq and is a predicted model, not a curated record. The coding region runs from base 120 to 494 and encodes 124 amino acids. The transcript has 4 exons. Lineage: Eukaryota; Metazoa; Arthropoda; Merostomata; Xiphosura; Limulidae. Gene Ontology annotation, molecular function: protein heterodimerization activity. Gene Ontology annotation, biological process: peptidyl-glutamine methylation; tRNA methylation; rRNA (guanine-N7)-methylation.